ACGUUAGUAAAGUUUUAAAAUUUCUAGUGAUUACACCGUAUUUGUGCGAUCUAGUGCGAUUAUGCCGUUCACAGCAUAUUUGGUGAUCGGAUUUUGUUUAAUGCAAACUGUUCAUGGACUUCAAGGAGCACACCACGACGAAUAUCCCAUGCUGCCGAACGAACGAACAACUUUGGAUGACUGCAAUUUGCGUUAUCAUAUUUUGCUCGGCAGGAUAGGAUUGGUAGGUCCGGCCCUCGGACACCGAUCUCGGCUGAAGGAAACGGUUCACCUAGGUAUAGUCGGAUGGACUCAAUCGAACGGCACCGUUCAGUGGCGCUGUGAAGGAACGUUGAUUUGGUUUGACGUUGUGCUGACGGCCGCGCGAUGCACUCUGGAUUCCAACGGUCAGCAACCCGACGUGGUAAGGUUUGGAGGAUUAAAUGUGAAUGAUUCAGAAAAUCCGGACGACAUUCAACAAUUUGAUAUUGUCAAUAUUACCAGAUUUCCAGAGUAUCAAGUUGAUAGCCCAUAUCACGAUAUUGCACUCCUGAGAUUGGAAAAAAACGUAACCACCAACAGUACAGCGGUACCGGCAUGCCUUUGGACGAAGGAAGAAUUUAGGUUUAAAACUUUAAACACCACUAUUUGGGUUCAGGAACAAACGCAGUUGAAGAUAGCAUUCAAAGAACUUGAACUCUCUAAUUGUAGCACAAACCAAACAGAGCACACUAGUCAACAUUUAAAGCAAUACAACAUUUGUGGCGAAACCGAACAGUUGGACGUUCAUGAAACAAUUCCUUCUGGAGCUCCACUCCAAAUCCGACUGACGCACAAUGGACGAGUAUCACCAUUUCUGGUUGGAAUUUCAACUAAUGAAAACGAUGGUAGUAUUCCUAGAAAUUUAAUGUUUACAAAGGUGGCCUCUUAUCAAGACUGGAUAAUCGCCACUAUGCGAUCGUAUGGAAUUAUAGCAGACGAAGAUAUGUUGAAUUCUACAUUGUGUGCCAUGCAUUUUGCGACUCAGCGUGAGUACGAAGAUCGCAUAAUAACGUACAGAAGCAACGAAUCCGUUUCCAUUGAUCUUGGCUAUCGAAGCAUAAAACAGGAUUAUGAGCUUCCUUCAUACAUAGUACAGCUAGCUUGGCACACAGAAGAGUCUCAAAAUUGCUACGGAGUAGUUAUCGACGAAUCAACAGUGUUAACAUUGGCUCAAUGCACCAUUCAUGAUGGAUCUCCUGUGGCUCACGUAUUGUUACCAAACAACAUUUGGAUUAACGUGUCGUCUGUACACAUCCAUCCAGAAUAUGGAAACGCUUCUGCUCGUAAUAACAUCGCUAUAUUAAAAUUGGAAAAAUUCAUCGACACUAACCAAAUUCAGCCAACCUGUAUUUGGUACAAUCACGACAUUCCGUCUAACAACGUAGAUAUAUUUGGAUUCGGUAGAGCUGAUAUCCAUUAUUUUUGGCCGCUUUCAUUGGAUUCAACAUUUACGUAUCUUCAAGUGUCGGCCAAAGUUCAGACUGCAUCAACAUGUCUAAUUCCUACGAACUAUUCUACAAGCUUAGACAAGGGAUCAAAUAGUGACCUUAUAUGCUUGGGGAGAAACUUCUUUUUAGUUCCGGACUCGUGUCAGCUAUUAACCGGAGGUGCUCUCCGUGGAUCAACUUAUCGUUAUCACAACUCGUAUCCUACAACGUAUGGAUUAGUUCAAUUCGGUCAGGAUUGUGGCUUUGGUGAACACGCGCUAGCCACAAAUUUGGCGAGUCACGUUAAAUGGAUGGAGUCGGUAUUACUUCCGAAACGUUCGGAGGGUGAUACAGCAUUGCAGUUUAUCGAUUCAGAUCAAACCGAAGGAGAUUCGUGUACUUCAAAUAGCGGAAAGCUGGGCCUUUGUGUUCCUGUCGCAAAGUGUUCGGAAAAGUGGGUCCAACUACUGUCGUCAGAUAGUUUUUUGCUUUGUUCGUCGAACUCUGUAGUUUGCUGUCCGACCGAUCUCAUAAUAGAUGACGAGAGUAUAGCUUCAGAUCUUUUGAAUUGUCCUGAAAUUGUUACAAAUCUGGCACCUAUAUCACAGCAAGGAUCAAUGGUUCGUCUAGGUUGGCUAACUAAUGAUAGCUUAGAAUUUCGAUGCAUUGGAUCUAUCAUAACAAAUACCGUCAUCCUAACCACUGCCAGUUGCCUGGGAGAGGUGGCGCCGAAUUUAGUUGAACUAGCUGGAAACGUUUCACAGGCUAGACACGAAGUAAGCAAAGUAUUGCUGCAUCCAGCGUACAAUUCGUCCGAGGAUAGCUCCAAUAAUAUCGCUCUGGUCUCACUGAAAAAUCCCCUGGAAUGGAGCUCUGAGAUAUUCCCCGCAUGCUUGUGGAUAAAUGAAACACAUACUCCCCUAGUACUGCGAAUGGUGUACUUUGACGAAUCCGGUAAAACGCUAUAUUCUCUGGUGCUACCUAUGUACAACUCGGAUUGCCAAAGAACACACCCGAAUCGGUUGCUCGGUACACACAUUUGCGCAAAAAACCGUGGUAGCAAAUCUACAUGCGUUAAGACUGCUAGCCAAUUAAUGUGGCAUAGAGCUGAUAAAGUCCAGUUCAUCGUUGGUUUGGCAGUGGAGGCACCAGAUUGCAAGGAUUGGUACUAUAUGAUAUUUACCAGGGUGGCUUCAUUCAAGAAGUGGAUAGCACAAAAUUUACAGUGAAAUGGUACUGCAGCAAUAGACAUUUAGUUAGGUUUUUUUCAGAUUUAGU
Molecule: messenger RNA, 2726 nt
Organism: Sabethes cyaneus
Lineage: Eukaryota; Metazoa; Arthropoda; Insecta; Diptera; Culicidae
Exons: 11
Coding region: 62-2677 (871 amino acids)
Biological process (GO): proteolysis
Molecular function (GO): serine-type endopeptidase activity
Source: RefSeq, a predicted model, not a curated record